Messenger RNA from Oryza sativa Japonica Group (Japanese rice), 2034 nucleotides. The record is from RefSeq and is a predicted model, not a curated record. Lineage: Eukaryota; Viridiplantae; Streptophyta; Magnoliopsida; Poales; Poaceae.
GAUCACUGACUCAAGCUUAUGCUAUUAUUCUUACUACUACUACUACUCAGUUUAUUAUAACGAAAAUGAAACUACAAUCAGUAGUACAAUUUAGCAAGUUGAGAAUUUAAUAUAAUCAUCAGUAUAUUAUUAGCAAGUUGAUAGGGGGAUGCCAUUUCUGACGCGUGAUACUAGAUUGGUAGGACUAUGUAAUGUCUAUCAAUACCAUUCUACUCGUCUUUUUUUAGACAAUGACUAUUCUACCAGAUAACCACUCCAACAUCCAAAUCAUCUCACGCGUUUAGCCCCAGUAUUAUAACCAAAGACACAGAUCAAGUUGACGGAAAGCAAUGCACAGGAGACUCCUGACGUGUAUGCCUUCCAUCACCCACUACAAAAACUAAUUUAAAAGUGAAACAGCAUGCUGCAUUGAUCAACUUCAACCUGAAGAAUGUGCCGUAUACCACUGCAGAAACACGAACAAAAAGACCUCGUACCUCCCAUCAGUCAAGCUGCUUUGGCAGCGCCUGUUGUUUAUCACGGACAACCUUCUGGUUCUGGCUUCUGCCCAUGGCAUAUAUAUAACCAGCGACCGGCAACACCAGCAUUGCUCGCUCAUAACCAGUUACUUUUCAUCUCAUACCUGCAGUCAUUUGAUUGACCUGCUAUCCAGUUACUCAAUCUAAAAUCUGCAGAGAUCAAGCGUUUGCAACCUGUUUACCAGCCAUGGUUGGAGGAGGAGGCCACCAAAAUCCUGCAGCUGCUCAACCAGUAAAAAGGGAGAAAGCGAAGGUUCAAAAGAAUCCUCAUCAGCAAGCAGAGGAAAAGCCUAUGGACGUUGCUGUUGGCAUUGUUGUCGUCGUUGUUGGCGCCAUCAGUGCUGUUGCGACCUUCAUCCUUCUUGGUGCUGUCAUGGUCACCUUGGCGAUUGUUACAAUCAUUGUCGUUUGUGUAGUCACUGCUGCACAACAAUACCUUGAACAGGCGAACAAGAACAAAGCUUCUCGCUCAAGUGGCGGAAAUAAGUUCAUUGUGUUCAAACCUUCAGAAAUAGAUGCUGCAGUCAGCAAACGAGCGAAGUGGCUCCGUGGAACAGCUACAUAUAAUGUGUAUCGGUCAGAUUUUGAUGGAAUGGAUAUUGCUACAACUGUUCCCAAAGGAACACUACCAGAAUGGAUUUUGAUGCAAGAGUUUCAUCAAGCGAUUGAAAUCCUCAGAAAUAUCAGUCAUCCGAAUGUGGUUCCUUUCUUAGGAGCAUGCAUAGAGAAAAGGGCAAUCGUUUACCGAUUCAGAGAAAACAACACACUGGAAAGUCACCUCAAGUAUCUCACAUGGGAAAUCAGAGUGAAAUCCGCCGCCAGUAUAUGCUCCGGCCUCAUGUUCCUCCAUAGCAGAAAGCCCAAGCCGAUCAUUCACGGUGACCUGAAACCAAGCAACAUCAUAUUCAGGCCAGGAAAUGCAUGCAUGCUCAGCGAUUUCGGAAUGUGUUAUCUGUAUUCGAAAGAAUUUGGACGGCUUAUCACUGACCCUUGCAAGAUUCAGUUGGAUGUAUCUGCUCUGGGCAUCGUGUUGCUUCAGCUAGUUACAGGGAAACUAGAUGCAAAUGGUUUAAGAGAACGUGUGAUCUACUAUCUGGGAGAUGCUAAGGGGUUCUACAAGAAAACUUCAUCGCAGCAAAGAAAAAUCCUAGAGAAGAUUGUGAAUCUUGAGUUGAAAACAGACAGAACAUCAGAAGAUGUUGCCAGGAUGUUAUUCUUGGGAUUGAGGUGCAGCGAUCCAAUAUCGAAAAAUCAUCCAAGCCUCGCCACAGAAGUUUUGCCCCAGAUUGAGUCAAUGAAGAAGUAGUGCCUCUCAUACUUAAGUGGUGACGGCUUCAAGUACUGUGUGAUGAGGAGGUUGGCCAAUAUAUGGUUUCUUCAAGAAAUGGAAAAGAACAUGUCAUUGGACUUCUAUGUAAUCUAUUGUUGUUAAGUUCAACUCUUGAAUUAACAUUUCCUGUACCUAGUGCACCACCAGUUAAUAAUCUCGAUUGACAUUGGAUCUGAAACCUUGUAA